ACUCAUUUAGAGUACGACCAUCACAACUGUCUGAACAAUGGACCGUUGGAGAGAUAAAGUCGCUGUUGUUACCGGUGCUGCAGGGGGUAUUGGAUCGGCAGUGGUUGAACAAUUACUCAAGGCAAAAUUAAAGGUUGCAGCUGUUGACAACAGUUCCACAAGACUCGAAGAACUGACCAAAAAAUUCGAAAACAAAACUGAAGAUUUACACUCCUAUGCUACUGACAUAACUAAGGACGAAGAAGUCAUAAAGCUGUAUCAAGACAUUACUAAAACUUUAGGUCCAGUGAAUGUUCUGAUCAACUGUGCCGGAAUUGCUCGUCACGAUACACUUAUCAAUGGUAAAACAGAAAACUGGAAGAGCGUUUUUGAUACAAAUGUCUUUGGUUUGUGUAUAAUGACAAGAGAAGCCGUCAAAAUUAUGAGAGAGAACACAAUUGAUGGUCACAUUGUUCACAUUAGUAGUAUUGCUGGACGUACCGUACUUGAUAUUCCGGAUACCAACGUUUAUUCAGCCUCCAAAUUUGCAGUGAGAGCACUAUCUGAAAGCUAUCGUCAAGAACUGAAUCGUUUUGGUCUUAAGAUAAAAGUUACUUGCAUUUGCCCAGGAAAAGUCAACACUUUGAUUGCGAAAAAUAAUGCAUUCGAUGAAAGUUAUGACGAGAUGCCUGGUUUAGAACCUAAAGAUAUCGCAGACUCUAUUAUCUACACUCUUUCGACUCCACCACAUGUUCAGGUGCAUGAAAUAUGUGUUAAACCUAUUGGAGAAAAAUGGACUUGAAUAAAGGAUGCACUGUUGAUGUAUGGCUUGGUAUUUUUUUUAUAUUAAAGUUUGACAAUGA
Molecule: messenger RNA, 842 nt
Organism: Zophobas morio
Lineage: Eukaryota; Metazoa; Arthropoda; Insecta; Coleoptera; Tenebrionidae
Product: farnesol dehydrogenase-like
Exons: 4
Coding region: 38-781 (247 amino acids)
Molecular function (GO): oxidoreductase activity
Source: RefSeq, a predicted model, not a curated record